GGCCCUGCCUGGUGAGUUAGUGAGGUUAUUUCUUCUGUGCUUAAAUAUAAUCUGGGUUUUGAGAGCUGGGUGAUGUUUCCAGCCCUCAAGUUCACCUCAGGUCAAAGCAAUCUAGCAUGUGUUGAAAGUACAGCUGGACAGCCCGUAAUCACUUCAUAUUGACUGAGCAGUGGUGGUUGAAUUCAUUAUUAACAAGGCAAGAGAGUGUACGUCACUGAAGCCAGCACUAAUGUUUUGCCACAUGUUUUUUUGUUUAUGUGACUCAGAUUUGGUGACUUAAUGGUGAAAAGAUGGAUUUUGAGGUGAAAAGGUAUACACUGGCCUUCAUCUCUUUAGGAUUAGGGUUCCUCCUCCCACGUGCACUUCCUCCUAUUAGAAGAGACAGCAGGAUCAUAGAGUUGUUGGGAAAGUCAUUGCCACCAGACAGUGAUGAAACUGUUAAAGCAGACCUGUCUUCUGCCCUCUCCUAGAUAUUAUAAGGCAGUUUUUCACCUUCUGCCUUGUCAUGCCUUUAAUUUUCAUCAAAGCAUUAAAUGCUACAUAUCCUUCUUGCAUGUUUUAAAAAAAACAAAAGUGAGCUCCCAGCAUGACUCCAGAGACUGGAAAGAUAGAGAAUGAGCUCUGGUAAGAUAUCUAACUAAUCUUGAGAAAAUCUUCAAUGCCAAUCCUACAUAUCUUUUCACAGCCUGGACUUGGAGACUGUCAGUUUCAUGUGUUGACUUGGACUGUUGCUUUUACUAUAGCACGGCCCUUGAGGCUGGAGAUGGUCUGAGCUUCCAGUGCGUGUUAGCAUCUGCAGACUGUGCUGUAUAAUGGUCUUAAGUUCAAAGCCAGCAUACUCAGGGUUCUUUCUGAACCUCUUGGAGAUGAAGAGAUUUAACACACAGUUGGCUCCCCUUUCUAGUGCCAGUCAUGGGGAAGAGGCCUACAUGGGAGCAAGAAGCAGGCCUUCUAUUGACAGCUCCUUUGUGGUGGAAGGUAAAGCAGCAGUUGCCAUUUCUGCAUCUCAAGAGGAGCAGCUAAAAUUCGGGGCAAUUUAUUUUCAGAACCUGCCUCCUAGUGCAGAGCAGAGCUGGGGGCAGUGCCAGGAGGCCUGACAGCCAGGCCAGUCUCUUCUGUAAGUGAAGGCACUACUGAACCAUGGAACAAUUCCAUUUUGAAGGGAGUAAUUCAAUCCCCAGCUAACAUCCAAAUGAGAUAAAUUUCUUGGAGCCUUGCCCAUUAUGAAGAGAACUUAUGACUGUAGUGAUAUAUUCUCUCCAUGCCAAGACAAAGCCCCUCAAUGUGAGAAACCAUGGUUGGUAGGAAAUUCUCUGCUCCUGGGUCAGAUCUGCAAUUCCAAACCCAGCCAAGGACCCUCACAUUGUGCCCACUUCAGCUGUUGACUCUCCAGCUGCACUGAUGCCCCAGAGGGCUGUUUGCCACGGAGCAGAGAAGCAGCUGGCUGUGCUAUGUGAAGUGCCUGCCUUUUCCCAAGACACCUAUUGUCUGUCUGCAGCAUCAGCCUCCACCCUACUUGUUCACUCAGCCGUGGCUGAUGUGUCUUUAAUUAAAGAGGAGGAACAAUGUGGGAUUAUUUUCUUUCCUAAUCUGAUUUCCUAUUUCUAUCAGGCUUUGAGCCCCCUCCUCUUAUUUUUGUCGUGCAGUGGUAUCCUUACUUUUAUGGAGUAUUUGCUCUAAAAUAAGGAAUAGGAAAACAAACAAACAAAAACCCCAGCUUGUUUGGGCUGGGGAAUUAAGAUCUUGGGUCAGAUGGUUGCUACAGUCAUUAACAUAUUUACAUUUUUGCUUAAGAGCCUGGUUGAGGAUCAAGGGAGUUAAGAGUGAUUGUCAUUGAAAUGCGGAGGAAACCUUGCAUGAAAUUGCCGUUAGUAUCCCAUUGUUUGGGGGCGGUGGGGGGGCAGUCGGCCUUCAUCAGCCCUGCAGCGGUUGGGUUGCACUUGUCUGUCCAAGUACAUGGGCAGAGGCAGAGGCAGAAGCAGAAGUAACCAAGCUUAAGGAAGCUGCUGGGCUGCCUUCAGAGGCUCAGCCCUGUGGGGUUGGGGCUCAGUGCAGCCAUGCCGGCUGCCAGACACCAUCCAGCCUCCCUGUGAGACAGAGGUGCUGAGCUUGUGGGACAAGUGGUUCAUCAUGGAUAAGUACAUGAAGCGCCUAGCAAAGUUUGAUCCUGACAACACCGGCUACAUCAGCACAGAGAAGUUUCGUUCGCUUCUCCAGAGACACGGCUCAGAGCUGGACCCCCACAAGCUGGAGGUCCUCUUGGCCCUGGCAGACAGCAACUCGGAGGGGAGGAUCUGCUACCAGGACUUUGUCAACCUGAUGAGCAACAAAAGGUCGAAUAGUUUCCGCCAAGCCAUCCUUCAGGGCAACAGGAGGCUGUGCAGCAAGGCACUGCUGGAGGAAACAGGGCUGAGCCUGUCGCAGAGGCUGAUCCGACACGUUGCAUAUGAGACCCUGCCACGAGAGAUAGACCGCAAGUGGUACUAUGACAGCUACACCUGCUGCCCUCCGCCCUGGUUCAUGAUUACCAUCACCAUCGUAGAGGUUGCCUUUUUUCUUUACAAUGGAGUGGUGCUAGACAGAUUUGUGCUGCAAGUUACCCAUCCCUUAUACCUGAAAAAUGCAUUACUUUACCAUCCUCAACUCCGUGCUCAGGCUUGGAGGUACCUAACCUACAUAUUCAUGCAUGCAGGGAUAGAACACCUUGGACUCAACGUUGUCCUUCAGCUCUUGGUUGGGGUUCCCCUGGAAAUGGUGCAUGGAGCUGCGAGGAUCAGCUUUGUGUAUGUAGCUGGAGUCGUGGCAGGGUCCCUGGCAGUGUCAGUAGCUGAUAUGACUGCACCUGUGGUAGGCUCCUCUGGAGGUGUAUAUGCGCUUGUCUCAGCUCACUUGGCCAAUAUAGUCAUGAACUGGUCAGGAAUGAAGUGCCAAUUCAAACUGCUGCGCAUGGCUGUUGCCUUGAUCUGUAUGAGUUUUGAAUUUGGAAGGGCUGUGUGGCUGCGAUUCCACCCUUCUGCCUACCCUCCAUGCCCACACCCCAGCUUCAUGGCUCACCUGGGAGGGGUGAUGGUUGGAAUCACCCUCGGUGUCAUUAUCUUGAGGAACUAUGAACAGAGACUCCAAGAUCAGACUUUAUGGUGGAUCUUCCUUUCUAUUUAUCUAAUCUUUGUGUUGUUUGCCAUCUUCUGGAACAUUUUUGCCUACAGUCUGUUGGAUUUGAAGCUACCUCCCCCUCCUUGAAUGCACAGGACAGGAAACUCUGGAGAGCAGAAGUAGUCUGCCAGCUGCAUUGUACGAGUCAAGAUGGAAGAUCUAUUUUUAUAUUUAACUUAGGGGAGGAUGAUUAUUUUGAACACAAUUGUGUGUGGAAGAAGAUGCUUAAAGAUCUCUCAAGUGAAUGGACUGAUCAGUUUGUUAUUAAAUCUAGCAGGUACUGUAAUGCUGGCUGGCCUGGACCCUGCAGUUUCUUCACUGCUAGGGCUUCCAAUGGGCACCUUGAACCUGGACAUUUAUCACAUGGUUUGUUAGCACAGAUCAAUAUUCUGUAUGGGAUAUUUGCAUUUCCUUGGUCAGUGCUGGACUUACAGCUAGUUGUUGAAUGAAUCUUCUCAAUAUUACUAAACACAAGAAGGGAAAAAGAGCAGUCAGUUACUAACUAGAGACUUGCAUGAUACUCCCAAGGCAGACUGGGUUUGGUUUCUACAGAUACAUUUGACUGUUCAGCCAUACCAGUGCCACUGUCUAAUUACUUGAAUGGUUCCUUAAAAAUGUAAGCCUUUGGUGGAACUUGUUUUAUGCACCUUUCAAAGGGAUCAGCAGAACUUUAUCACCCAAAGUGAUGGAGACUGGUCUUUCAACUACAGGUCAAAUGAAAUUGCACUAUAAACCUUGGAAACUCUUUAGAGUGAUGUAGACACCCAGCUAGAGGUGAAUUUACCAUGCAUGUUUUACUUGAUUUAUACUUUUUUCCCCAGCCUGAUGUAGCUAUGGCUUGUGGCUGGGGUUUCUUUUUGAGGGAUGGAGGAAAGGAAGGCAAAUGUUUAGUUUUGAUUUUGUCUGUUGACAAUGGGGUUUUCUUCUCACUUUAUUUGGGGCUGUAUUGAUUUAAUGCCUGGCCUGCAGUGAGGUCCAAGCAAGGAUCUCAGCUCUUUCAACAGGCUCCAGCUUUAGAGCCAUCCAGUCUGUUUGAAGCCAGCUUUGUCCACUGAAGGUACUGGAGUUAAAUCAGGGUGUAUGUCUGGUUUCCUACUGAAGUGGAAAGGAGUGUUACAGUGACCCUUGUGAAGUUGAUAAAACUGGUUUUCAAAUGGCUGCUAAAAUCUGAGGAUUUCUGAGGCAACGGAAGUUCAGAGAAAGCAACAGCCAGUUGCAGUGAUGCCUUUUUGCUUAGCGAAGGUCAAGCCCAGAUUUUAAUAAUCUGGUUUGAAACACAGUCCAUACAGCAGCAUGACGUGUGCUGCCUGCAUGGACCUGGGGGACCAGACUGGAAUGUCUGCAUAGUGCGUGCCUAUGCAAGGUGCAUAUUCACUUUUGCUUCUCACUUUGGAGAGCUGCCAAACUAUAGUUGAGGAACUUGGAUGGUUCCUUUUCUCUCCCCUUUGCCCACCUAGUUUGGUAGCUUGGAUAAAGCAGAAAUGGGAGUCUUUGUAGACUAGCUCCUUUUUCUUUGCAGCUUGGUGCCCAGCCACCGCCAGCCCUCCAUGGCACAUCUUGUGGGCAGUGCAGCAGCUGGGUUUUCUCUGUGGCAAAGUGUUUUUGUAUAAUAGGCUUUAUUCUCUCAGUUGUGUAAUUGGUGCUACCAGAUGAAACCACAAACUGGUGGGAGCCUGUCUUUCUAGAGGGGACAUUCCCAAGAAAUCAUCAACUGUAGUUCCCUUAUUUGCCUUUAUAGGAGAAAUCUCUGCAGAAGGUAGAAGUUCUGUUCCUGUGGUAUCUGCUAGUAAAAAUCCAGUUGCCUCAGGAAAAGAGGAGGAGAAGGAAAAGGGUCGCUACAGCUGGGAAUAAGCUUCAUCUGCAGAAGAACCAAGUUUUGCUAUGUUUGUGCACAGAAAUGGAAUCUCAGAGGGUACCUUUCUGCAUGACUGGCAUGUUGUUCGUGGGCCCUCAGAUCGAGGGUCAAGGGUCAGAGCUCUAUAUUCUGUCUGAAGAAAUGGGCUGAUUCCCUGUGCUAUUUCAUCUAAGCAGAUUGGGUCCAGGUCAGAGCAGUCACGAAACUUUAUGUGCAUUGCUUCAGGUCAGGAGCUGGUCAGUGAGUUCCAUGCUGGUGAAGACUGUCUCCCUGGAGAGCCAUAGACAAGCAGGAGGGGGGAACUAGAAUGCAGAGAAAAGCAUGGCUAAUGCCAUUCUUUCUUCACCUAUUGUUAAGCCUUUCUGAAUACAGAUGCCUUUAAACCAGAGGUGAGAAGGAAAUGGGAAUUGCCCUGGAAGUUUUCCUAAAACUUUGAAAAUCUAGUUAAACAACAUCAGUCACAAUAAAGCUCAGAUUAUUUUGCCUAUAAUUUAUCAGA
Gallus gallus (chicken) is the source of this 5507-nucleotide messenger RNA. It is a transcript of the gene RHBDL3, whose product is annotated as rhomboid like 3. The transcript has 8 exons. The record is from RefSeq and is a predicted model, not a curated record. NCBI's taxonomy places the organism in Eukaryota, Metazoa, Chordata, Aves, Galliformes, Phasianidae. Gene Ontology annotation, molecular function: calcium ion binding; serine-type endopeptidase activity. Gene Ontology annotation, cellular component: membrane. Bases 2131 to 3240 code for a protein of 369 amino acids.